CUGAACUGCAAGUUAUUCAACAACACAGCAAGUAUGUCACAACGAAAGAAGAAAAAGCUUGCAAAAGUCACAACCCCUCCAUCAAACCAAAAACACCCCAUAAAACCCCCAAACAACAACCCAGAGCCCCUCGACUCACCAAUCCAACAUACCCCCUCCACCACCAACACCCCAAACUUCCACGACCUAGGCAUAUCCAACCCCCUAUGCACAGAAUGCACCUCCCAUGGCUACAAAACCCCCACCCCCAUCCAAACACAAUGCAUCCCCCUAGCACUAUCCGGACGGGACAUGAUCAGCCUAGCAGAGACAGGAAGCGGCAGGACAGCCGCUUUCGUACUACCGAUUCUAAAAAGCCUGAUUCACAAGCUGGGGCGUCUACACUCGCUUAUCCUUGCGCCCAUUAGGGAACUCGCGUCGCGGAUUGCCACUGUUGUGGGGAUCUGGGAGGCGAUAUCAUUGGCGAAGAAGCCGCAUGUUAUAGUCGCUACGCUGGGGCGGUUGCUUGAUGAUUUGGAGAAUACGAAGGGUUUUUCGAUGCGGGAGUUGAAGUAUUUGGUUCUGGAUGAUGCAGAUAGGCUGUUGGAUUGUGAUUUUGGUCCGGUUCUAGAUAGGAUUCUGAAGGUGUUGCCAGGCAGGACGACGUAUCUUUUCUCAGUGACUAUGUCUAGUAAGGUUGAGACACUUCAGCGGGCGUCGUUGACGGAUCCAGUGCGGGUUUCGGUGUCUAAGCAGCGUCGGACGUCUGCUACGCUUUUGCAAUGUUAUGCUCUCCGACUCACCAUCAUGCUUCGAAAUCUAGGGUUCCCUGCCAUCCAUAUCCACGGCCAACUCUCGCAGAGCGCUCGAUUGGCGUCCCUGAAUAAAUUCCGCUCUCGAUCUCAGAAUAUACUCAUCGCCACAGACGUCGCAGCCCGCGGGAUCGACAUACCGUCAGUAGACCUGGUCGUGAACUAUGAUCUACCCGAGGACAGCAAAACAUACACUCACCGUGUUGGAAGGACGGCGCGCGCUGGUAAAAGCGGGAUUGCAGUCUCAAUAGUCACUCAGUACGCUUAUAAAACAUAUUUACGGAUCGAGGAAGUCCUAAGAAAGAAGCUGGGUGAAUACAAGAUCCCGAGAGAUGAAGCCAUGCUCUUCCCUGAACGCGUCAGCGAUGCUUAG
Molecule: messenger RNA, 1164 nt
Organism: Aspergillus glaucus CBS 516.65
Lineage: Eukaryota; Fungi; Ascomycota; Eurotiomycetes; Eurotiales; Aspergillaceae
Product: DEAD/DEAH box helicase
Exons: 3
Coding region: 34-1164 (376 amino acids)
Molecular function (GO): ATP binding; nucleic acid binding; RNA helicase activity
Source: RefSeq, a predicted model, not a curated record